Molecule: messenger RNA, 1959 nt
Organism: Cyclocybe aegerita
Lineage: Eukaryota; Fungi; Basidiomycota; Agaricomycetes; Agaricales; Hemipholiotaceae
Source: the annotation of a GenBank genome assembly
UGGCCUCCACUGUCAACAAAACCGCUCAUCCGUUCGACAAGGCACGGCUGGAAGCACUUCUGAACCGUAGAUUCUUCUACGCGCCAGCGUUCGAAAUCUACGGAGGUGUUGCUGGUCUUUACGAUUACGGUCCGCCUGGCUCCUCGCUGCAAGCCAACAUCAUCGCGGAAUGGCGGAAACACUUCAUCGUCGAGGAACAUAUGCUCGAACUCGACACGGCGAUCAUGACACCUGCUCCCGUUUUCGAGACUUCUGGCCACGUUGCGCGCUUCGCCGACUGGAUGGUUAAGGACACGAAGACUGGCGACGUUCUCCGGGCAGACCAUCUCGUCAAAAAUGUCCUUGAAGGUCGACUGGCUGGCGAUAGGGAGGCUCGCGGUCUGGCUGCUGCCCCGCCCACCGAGGACAAAAAGAAGAAAAAGAAAGCGGCGAAGACAACCUCAGCCAAGCUGGAGGAUGAGGUGGUGGCAGAGUACGAGACCAUCCUGGCUCAGGUCGAUAACUACUCUGGUGUGGAAAUUGGAGAGUUGUGCAAGAAGCACAAUGUUCGCAACCCGGAUACUGACAACGAAGUUGGGGAGCCUCAACUAUUCAACCUCAUGUUUACUAGCAGUAUUGGUCCCACUGGCCAGCAUCCCGGGUAUCUACGUCCAGAAACCGCGCAGGGCCACUUCCUGAACUUCUCCAGACUGCUGGACUUCAACAACGGGCGGAUACCGUUCGCCUCUGCUCAGAUUGGACGUUCCUUCCGGAAUGAAAUCUCGCCACGUGCAGGCCUCUUACGCGUCCGGGAGUUCACGAUGGCUGAGAUCGAGCAUUAUGUUGACCCAGAAGACAAGCGUCAUGGCCGAUUCAACGAGGUUCGGGACGUCAAGAUUGUCCUCCUCGACCGCCACGUCCAGGAGGCAGGCAAAUCAACGACCCAAGAAAUUACCGUCGGCGAGGCCGUCGACAAGGGCAUCAUCGCCAACGAAACGCUGGGCUACUUCGUGGCUCGUAUUUACCAGUUCCUCCUGAAGAUCGGGAUCAACCCCCAGAGGCUGAGGUUCCGACAACAUAUGGCCAACGAGAUGGCGCACUACGCGACAGACUGCUGGGACGCAGAGAUCCACAACUCGACUGGCUGGACGGAGUGCGUCGGAUGCGCGGACCGCGCCGCCUAUGAUUUGUCUGUGCACACAAAAAGGACGGGUCACCCGCUCGUCGUCCGCCAGGCACUCAAGGAACCGAUCGUGUUUGAGCGUGAAGUCGCUGAGUGGGACAAGAAGACAUUGGGUAAGACAUACAAGCAGGAUGCCGGCGUGAUACAGAAGACGGUGGAAGCAAUGGAUCAAGAGCAGCUAGUCAAAGCCAAAGGAGAAUUGGCUCAAGGGAAAGCUGUCAUUACUUCCUCCGAGGGCAAACAAUUCGAACUCUCCCCUGAAGUACUGACCAUCGAGCGCAAGACGAUCAAGCAGUCUAGCCGAGAGUACACCCCCAAUGUCAUCGAACCCUCGUUUGGCCUCGGGCGUAUCUUGUACACGCUCCUCGAACAUAGCUUCUGGAGCAGGGAGCAGGAUGUCGAGCGUGGUGUAUUAUCGCUGCCGCCUCUCGUGGCGCCGACGAAAGUUCUCAUCGUGCCCUUGAGCGCCAGGGAGGAGUUUGAUCCUUUGGUCAAGGAAGUCUGCUCCAAGUUCCGCAAGGCUGGCAUCUCUGCACGAGUAGACGACUCGAACACUUCGAUCGGUAAGCGAUAUGCGCGGAACGACGAGCUCGGCACGCCCUACGGCGUUACGCUCGAUUUUGCUUGGGUCCAAAAUCGUACUAUGACCCUCCGGGAACGCGAUACGAUGGACCAACGUAUUGGAUCAAUCGACGAAGUCAUCGGCGUUGUUGCAGAUCUCGUCAAUGGGAGCAUUGAAUGGGAAGAGGCCUGCCAACGCCUGCCUGCCUAUGAUGGUGUCCAGGCCGUCGAGUAGA